This is a messenger RNA of Mytilinidion resinicola, 1891 nucleotides long. Its product is annotated as major facilitator superfamily transporter. Gene Ontology annotation, molecular function: fluconazole transmembrane transporter activity. Gene Ontology annotation, biological process: xenobiotic detoxification by transmembrane export across the plasma membrane. Lineage: Eukaryota; Fungi; Ascomycota; Dothideomycetes; Mytilinidiales; Mytilinidiaceae. Bases 1 to 1656 code for a protein of 551 amino acids. The transcript has 9 exons. The record is from RefSeq and is a predicted model, not a curated record.
AUGACUAUUUUACGAGACGCUGGCCUUGGUCAAUUCAUCCACUACGCGAGUGGAGGUAAAUACUUCAAGCAUCCAGAAGAAUCGCCAAACUUCGACACAAGUUUUCUCCGAGAGGUCACCGAUUCAGAGUCUGCAAAACAUGAGGCUCUCGAUAGCCGACCCAUUUCUCGGGAUGGUGCCGCUUCUGCCCUCGAUGUUGACUUGGAGAAAUCACCCACAGCGAAUCGAACGGCGACGAGAUCAAAAGACGGUACUCUCCUAGUCGGAUGGUACUCAGAGGAUGAUGUAGAAAAUCCGCUGAAUUGGAGUCCGCUUAAGAAGUAUAGUGUCGCGCUUAUAAUAUGUCUAUAUACUGUCUCGGUAUAUCUAGGCGCGGCGAUCUUCUCAUCUAGCCAGCCAGGUGUGAUGGAAGACUUUGGUGUUAGUCUGAUCGCCUCAUCGUUAGGAAUGGCUCUUUACAUACUUGCUUAUGGAAUUGGGCCCAUGAUCUUCUCCCCUUUGAGCGAAAUCCCCGCUAUUGGUCGGACGACGCCUUACUUGAUCACUUUCUUCAUCCAUGUUAUCCUCCUCAUUCCGACAUCUCUCGUCGAUAAUUUCGCCGGCUUGCUGGUCUUGAGAUUUCUACUCGGGUUCUUUGGUUCACCGUGCUUAGCAACGUCGGGAGCAUCUUUCCAAGAUAUCUUUCCCGGCGAGCAGAUGACCUACAUUAUCGGCAUCUGGGCAGCUAUAACUUCCUGUGGACCAUCCCUCGGUCCCCUCCUCGCUACUUUUAGCAUCGAGCAUUUCGACUGGCACUGGAGCCAAUGGGAAAUGCUCAUGCUCUCCGGCCCCGUCCUCAUCCUCAUGGUUGCCGCCCUCCCCGAAACUUCCGCAGCCACCAUCCUCCUCCGCCGCGCCCGACGCCUGCGAGCCGCGACCGGCAAUCCUGCCAUAAAAUCGCAGUCGGAGAUCGACCAAUCACACUUGUCUAUCUCUUCCGUCACAUUCAAUGCUCUAGUCAAGCCGUGGGAGAUUAACAUCCUGGAUCCCGCAAUGCUGUUCACGACCUUCUAUACCGGGCUCUUAUACGGCAUCUUCUACACCUUCUUCGAAGCCUUCCCCUUAGUUUACGAGGGCGUCUACCACUUCAGCGCCGGCGGCCUCUCGCUAGCCUUUCUGUCCGUCUUCGUCGCGCAAGUGACCAUCGCACCAUCGUACCUCCUACACUGGCGCUACGUGGUCCACCCCGGCAUCAAAAAGAACGGAAUCAAGCAGCUAGAAGACUUCCUCAAACCCGCGCUAGUAUCCUGUUUCGCGCUGCCGAUCGGGCUGUUCAUCUUCGCAUGGACCUCCCGCGCCUCGGUCCACUGGAUCGUCUCCAUGCUCGGCGUCUCCAUCACCGGUUGCGGCAUGUACGUGACGCUGCAGGUCAUCUUCAUCUACGUGCCGCUGUCGUACCCGAAGUACGCCGCCUCGCUGUUCGCGGCGAAUGCGCUCGCGCGCAGCUUGUUUGCGUUUGCGGCCAUUUUGUAUGCGACGCCGAUGUUUGAGAAGCUCGGGAUUGAUGGGGGCGUGAGCUUGCUGGCGGGCUGUACGGUGCUGUGUUGUGGGGGGAUGUGGGUGCUGUAUUAUUGCGGGCCGUGGUUGAGGGCGCGUUCGAGGUUUGCGGUUGGUUGAGGGCAAGGUCGAAGUUCGCGAUUGGGUGAGUUUUAAUUUUGGGUCAUAAGAAGUUGACGCUGGGGGGGGGUUUUUUUUAGAGAGGAGUGGAGUCGCUACGUUGUUUCGAGAGAGUGCCAUAAUGCUUUUCCUUUGUGCAUUGGUAUGAAGGCAUAGGAGGUUUGUAGAUUGCUGUUUUGGGAUAGAUGGCGUCACCUCAGCUGGUUUAGCGACUUAAUAGAUUGCUCUAAAUAAU